Molecule: messenger RNA, 5534 nt
Organism: Cryptotermes secundus
Lineage: Eukaryota; Metazoa; Arthropoda; Insecta; Blattodea; Kalotermitidae
Product: ATP-binding cassette sub-family G member 4
Exons: 11
Coding region: 104-2263 (719 amino acids)
Cellular component (GO): plasma membrane
Molecular function (GO): ATP binding; ATP hydrolysis activity; ABC-type transporter activity
Source: RefSeq, a predicted model, not a curated record
AUGCCUGACUUGGACCUCACACUGCAACACUGCUACAAGGACAGCUGGCAAGUCUCUCAAAGCUGGUUAGGAUCAGUUGUGCGUGUGUUGGCAGUGUAGGAGGAUGGCGGAGGGAAACGCUUCCGCCUCCUGUUCAAGAACAACAGUGACCACAGCAGUGGUGCUAGGCAAUACGAACAGCUCGUCAACACAUGUAUCUGCCGUAGUGCAUAGCAAUUCCAGUGACUGUGAUACAAGUGAUAGUAUUUGUAGCGUCGCUGCAGAAAGUACGACUUUAUUCAGUGCUAUAUUAGCUGCCAGAAGACCGCAUAUUCCCAAACUGGAAACUCUUAGGCAUUCUCCUCCUCAGUGUUCGCCUACGCUGAUCUCGACAGUGCCUCAGCCGACAACAGAACAAUGCGAUUCAUCGAGAACUCUUAGCAUAUCUUUCAGUGAACUUUCUUACUCUGUUAAAACUGGAAUUAAGAGAGAAUCGAAAUGCAUCUUGAAGAGGGUAAGUGGAGAAUUCCAAAGUGGGGAACUAACGGCCAUCAUGGGACCUUCAGGAGCUGGCAAAUCCACACUUAUGGACAUCAUUGCGGGAUACACUACAAAUGGUGUUACUGGUUCAGUAAGAGUGAAUGGUUUCGAGCGGGAUAUCCAUCAAUUUCGGAAACAGUCAUGCUAUAUUAUGCAAGAUGACAAAGUUCAACCUUUGCUCACUGUUCAAGAAGCCAUGAAAGUUGCUGUCAGCCUCAAGCUUGGACCUGAAUUUUCCUCUAGAUAUAAGUUGGAAAGGGUGGACCAAAUUCUAAACUCCAUGGGCUUAUCUGAGGUGAAGAAAACAAAAAGCAGAAGUCUCUCUGGUGGACAGCGAAAAAGGCUUGCCAUUGCCCUUGAACUAGUCAACAACCCACCAGUUAUGUUCUUUGAUGAACCAACAAGUGGUCUUGACAGUUCUACAUCAAGGCAGUGUUUAACAGUGCUCAAGCGGCUGGCUACAGAGGGUCGUACUGUGGUCUGCACUAUCCACCAGCCAAGUGCCACACUGUUUGAGAUGUUUGAUCACUUGUAUGUCAUUGCAGACGGAAUGUGCAUCUAUCAAGGAAGCAUUAAGGGUAUGGUACCCUACUUAUCUGAAGUGGGGUUGGACUGUCCACAGUACCACAACCCUGCAGAUUUUGUGCUGGAAGUGUCAACGGGUGAGUAUGGAGACCACAACGGAGCACUUGUUGCAGCCAUAAAGAAUGGAAAAUGUAAUGACUGGAGAAGAAGACAACCAGAAAGAAGCUCUUUCUCCUACCAUGGAGCAAUGCCACCAAGUUCAAUGAUUCCUGUCUAUGUACCCUGCAUUCCACCUACUCCAGCAUCAGCCCAUGACAGUCAUGUGCAUGAGACUGAAACUAAGCAUGGUGAUACUACAGAGAGCCAUAUCAGAGACCAUCCUACUUCUCUCUUGAGUCAAUUUGUUUGUCUGCUUAAAAGAACAUUCCUCCUGAUCCUCAGGGACAAGUUUCUGACAGUGGCUCGAUUAACGAUCCACAUGAUUGUUGGUGUUCUAAUCGGGUUAAUUUAUUACAAGAUUGGAAAUGAUGCUGCUCAUGUGUUCGAUAAUAUAGGUCUCCUCUACUUCAGUAUCAUGUUCCUGAUGUUCACUGCCUUUUCCUCAAUGAUACUCACAUUUCCAUCUGAGAUUCCAGUCAUCUCUAGAGAAUAUUUUAAUCGCUGGUAUUCACUGAAGUCCUACUAUCUUGCAGUCACAGUUGCUGAUGUACCUUUGCAGAUCAUUUGCUCAGUUGGCUACACACUCAUAGUAUAUCACAUGACAGCACAACCCCCUGAUGUGAUGCGCUAUGUUCUUUUCGUCACAAUAUGCACUAUGGUAGCAAUGGUGGCUCAGAGCAUUGGCCUUCUCAUUGGAGUGUCCAUGAGUAUUCAGAAUGGAAUGGUAUGGGGUGCAUUAGCAAUAAUGCCAUUCAUGAUCUUCUCUGGUUACUUUGUGCAUAUGAAUGAUGCACCAACAUAUUUCCGGUGGUUGUUCCACAUCAGUUACCUCAAGUAUGGUUUUGAUGGAGCAUUGAUUUCUAUCUAUAGCUAUGAGCGCAAAGAACUAGAAUGCUCCAUUGACUACUGCCACUACACAAACCCCAAGAAAUUCCUCAAAGCACUUGACAUGGGCAAUGAUAAUUACUGGUUCAAUUCUAUCAUCCUUGGUGUCAUGUUUUUCUCUUUGAGAUUCCUCUGUUACUUUAUUUUACUCUAUAGACUUAAGAACAGGUAUUGACAUAUAGAAUUUUGUUCAGUAAUAUUUUAAUAUUACAUUCUAAUCAAAUUUGUUACAUAAAAUCAGAAAUAUUUCAAGUAUAUAUGACAAAGCUCCUCAGUUCUAGAGUUGCAAACAGAUGUAUAUCAUUUUUCUCUCCAGAAAGUUAUCUUACUGGAAUUGUCUGGUCACCAGUUGUACAUAUCAUACUAUAACUGAUUUUCCAUAAGUAAGUAAAUAUUUCCACCCUCUCUAAAUGUUAACAAAUAAUAUAACUACAGGAGUUUCCAUAUUGCUCACAAAUAAAAGUGAAAAAAUUUCUCUUUCCUGCCAUAUGCAGGUUUGUGGUAAAACACCUGUUCAGAGGGAUAAUAGUUUAUGAUGUUCUGAAAAAGUGAUAAAUUAUUUAAUCCCAGAAGCAACAUUGUACAAUUAUACAAGGGCUAUCCAGAAAGUAAUAUCUGCUGAGCUGUUAACAAAACAAUGAGAAAAAAUGAUUAUAUACAUGAAAUACAUACAUACUUAAGCUACUUCUGAAUGUAGUCAGUGCCAGAACUAAGGCACUCAUAUCGGGGAAUAAGUUUUUGUAUGCCUGUACCAAAGAAGUCUACUGCAUGUGAGCUCAGCCAUGCUUUCACAUCUUCCAUGUACUCCUCAUUACUGCUGAACCACUGUGAUCACAACCAGUUUUUUACAUAGGUAAACAGGUCGUAGUCACUCAGAGAAGGAUUGGGGCUGUAGGGAGGGUGGUCAAAUAACUCCUAGCUGAAAUGCUCCAGCAGUAAUCAAGUGUGAGCAGCUGUAUACAGACGUAUAUUGCAAUGGAGGAGCACUACAACAGAUGUCACCAUUCUGUGUCUUUUGUUUUGAACGGCCUUAUGCAGUUCUCUUUUAGUGUUCCACAAUACACUCGUGAUGUUAUUGCAGUCCUUCGUUGCACGAAUUCUACCAUCAGCACUCAUUUCUUGCCCCCAAAAAACAGUUUCCAUCAGCUUUCUGGCAGACAUUUGUUUAAAUUCUGUCGGCUUGUUUGGUAAAUGUGUGCACAUUCACUGCUUUUGACUGAUCUUUAAUUUAAACAUUUAUAAACUAAACACAGGUUUCCUCACCUGUUACUUGUAGGAUGUGAUUGAGAUAUUCAUCGCCAUCUUUGUGGUAUUGCUAUAAACAAAGUCAAAACUGAAGCCAUUCUCUGAAUUUUUAUGUGCAACUGUGAGCAUUUUUGGAACCCAUCUCGUGCAAAACUUGUGAUAGCCUAGCCUAACUGAUUAUCUGAUAAAGAAAAAUGUAUGAAAUCUGUCGAAAUUCACAUGAGUUCUGAAAGUGUGAAGCGGUGUCCUUCACAAAUUUUUUAGGUCAUUGUUUUGAACAAGAUCAUCACUCACUACAGAUGGCUGGCGAAACACUUCACUCUUCAUUGCAAAUGUUUGUUCACCCAUCUUUGAACAUUCUACACCACUGUCUUACAGUUCCUUCUCACUACAUUUUGCCCAUAAACAAAUCAUAAUUCACAAUGGAUUUCUGCAGCACACAUGUUUUUAGAAUGAAGGAAGUAAAUAACAAUAUGAAUUUUGCUGCUGGUGGGAUAAUCAAUCACAGGAUACAUCAUAACUAACUCCGUAGGGACAAGAACAUACAUUAGAUGACCAGCUAUGUGAUGUUUACAAAGCAAUGAGUCAUGUGACACUACCUUGCAUGCAUGAGCUAUCCCCUGCUCCUGCAUUAGGUGCCUAAAAUAUAUGGAGAUUACUUUCCAAAUAACCCUUGUAUAAUGACAUGUAAGAGCAUCAUCUUUCUGAAAAUCAUUUACUAUAUCAUUGAUGAAGAAUGACAGUUGUAGUUGAAAAAUUAUCAGGUGCCACUGCAAAGAGUUCAAAAUCUUCCCACUCAGAAUACAACAAAAUUCUCUUUUAAGGCUUCUUUGGGGAAUAGUGGAUCUGAACACUAUAUUGAGGAAAACAUUAAAAUAUUAGAAUUUUAACACUAAUAUUAUUGAUUUGGGAUCAGCAAAAUUGAAUGUUAAGCAAGAAAAACCUUGAGCUACAUUAAAUGGGAAUAAUUGUAUACUGUUACUCUUUUGAUAAUAAAUCAACAUUUGUGCUUUCAGAUUUGUCAAGCACUGGUAACUGAUCAGUGACCCUUAUUUUCACAGUGCAGCAAUAAGGUGUGCCAUAAAUUUGUUACAUAGCGAGUUUCUUACAGUUUGUGUACCUAGAAAGUAACUGAGGAAAAUCAGAGAAAGAAUGAAACUAGGAAGUUUUUUAAUGACAUCAGAUUUUUUAAAACACACAACAGUGCAUUGCCAAGGAUGUGUAGAGAUGCUGAUCGGAAUUUAAUAAUGCAGCAACUACAGGUACUAGAAAAAUGGAAGGAAAAUUUCAUUGAAAUGUUCACUUUGGCCGAAACAGACAAAAUCCCUGAUAUUAUGGAUGACUCAGCGUGUGAUAAUGACUUGUAUACUGAACCUCCAACAUAUGAGGUAUGUACCAUAAUCAACAGACUCAGAAUCAAUAAAGCUGCUGGACCAGACAACAUUACCCCAGAGUUAAUUAAAUUUGGUGGACAAACACUGAAACAGAGGAUACAUAAGCUGACACUGAAGGUCUAUAUGUAUAAAAUAAACUCCAUUCAUUCAUUCAUUUUACAUUCCAUAGAUCCACAGUACAACAGGUAGGAUAUGGAACACGUCAAGUGGUACAUAUAUAAAAGACAAAUAAGCCAAAAAAUAGAAUAAAAUAAAAUUAUGACAAAAAACAUUAUUUAUUAAACUAUAUAUAAAUUCUUUGGUAUGUCAUUAACUCGCAAUAGCCUUAAACUGAAGAUAUUCAUCAAUGGAAUAAAAAUAAUGUGUAUAAAGAAAAUGUUUUAGACAGGCUUCAGAUUUCCUUGGAUUAUGAAAUAUAUCUUUAAUAUGUGGAGGAAGAUUGUUAAAUACGUUAAUACCCAUACAGUACACUCCCUUUUGGUAAACUGUAAAAUUUACUGUGGGCAGAUAAUUAUUUGAUUGUCUUGUACCUGUAUUAUGCUUUUCUGAAUUUAAAAUAAAGAGAUCCUUGUUAUUGACCACAAACAACAUGAGUGAAAAAAUAUAUUGUGAUGCAAGAGGCAAAAUUUCCAACUUCCUAAACAAAUUCCUGCACGAAGCCCUGCUCCUACAGCCCAUCAUAAUUCUUAUUAUUCUUUUUUGCAUUCUAAAUAUUUUAAAACUGUGGGGUGAAUUUCCCCAGAACAUUAAGCCAUAGCUUAUGAUUGAAUUAAAAUAUGAAUAAUAAAUAAUUUUCAUCAUACUCGU